Acromyrmex echinatior (Panamanian leafcutter ant) is the source of this 1026-nucleotide messenger RNA. RefSeq names its product CD63 antigen. Gene Ontology annotation, cellular component: plasma membrane. Lineage: Eukaryota; Metazoa; Arthropoda; Insecta; Hymenoptera; Formicidae. The record is from RefSeq and is a predicted model, not a curated record.
AACGGCUGAUCGACUAUAUGUCUGAAUUUUUAAGUUCCCGCGAAUUGAUUCGGAACGAUAAUAAUAAUAAUAAAAUCUAAGUAAAGUUUAAUUAAUUUUAACGAUAGACAAAUACGAAGAAACAUCAUGGAAUCGUGCGGAAUGAAUGUUAUCAAAUACAUCCUCUUUAUUUUCAACUUAAUCUUCGCGAUAUCUGGUAUAGGUAUUAUUGUGGCUGGCGCAUGGGUAUUAGCAGAUGUCGGCGAAUUCGAUCAUUUUAUGGAAAAUAGAAUAAUGGCACCACCUAUAGUACUUAUAGUAGCGGGAUCUAUUGUUUUCGCCAUAGCUUUUCUAGGAUGUUACGGAGCAAUAAAGGAGCAUUACAAUAUGUUGAUUGCGUUUGCGGUCGCAUUGUUAAUAAUCUUCGUAAUUGAGCUCGCGGUGGGCAUAGCGGCGGCAGUGUUUAAAAACGAUUUUAGCAUGGCGAUGAAGAAUACCCUAAAGGAAUCGAUGAAAAAUUAUACGGAGAGUGACAAGCAAGCCUGGAAUAACAUACAGAAAAAGUUGCAAUGUUGCGGUGUGGAUGGUCCUAGAGAUUGGAUCAUCCCGUCAUCAUGUUGCGAUGAGACAUUGUCGAUCUGUCAAAUCGUGACGGCAAAUACAGAAGGAUGCUUUAGCAAGUUGGAAAUGCGAGUUCAAAAUAGCGCGACAAUCUUAAUUGGUGUGGGCAUUGGAAUAGCUUUUGUGGAGAUUGUCGGUAUUGUUCUUGCUUGUUGCCUCGCAGCGGCUAUAAAAAAAGAAAAUGAUAAAUGAAACAAAAUCCAUUAAAUAAUUUAAUUUUAUGCUGUGUCAGACUAAUUGUAAGCUGUAACAUUCGCUAUCUCGUUGAAAUGAAAAUAUGAAUAUUUUUAGCGGCUUAAAAGUAACAAAGCUAAAAGUCCGUUUAAAAGAUUUAUCAACAUCGACGGAUAAGAAGCAUUUCUCAUUAACUAAUUAUUUAUUUCAUUUAUUAAUAUCGCACACUGAUUUUCAGUAAUAUUUUUUAAG